AUGCUAGAUGUUCCUGACAAUGUAUCGGAAGCCAGCUACGUAACGAGCGUUGAGGACGCUAGCCGCGUCGACCAAUGCACGCAGACGCCGCCCAGCGGGAAGCCACGGCCGCGCACGCUGCAAAGGUACCACACAACCGACCACAUCUACGAGCGAUCGCACAAAGCACACCGCCACAGGCACGAGCACAGGCCAAAGAGCCUCGGGCUCAGCGAGUCCUACCCCAGCAUCGGGAAACCGCCGAGCUAUGAUAGCGGAACGCCGACCAAGUUCAAGGUGAGUCUCACAGACAGCCCGACGAUCUCUAUCAGCCCGCCCCACAGCCUGGACAACAUCUGCCAGAAGACUGGGGGCAGCCCCAACGGCAGCGUCACCCCCAACGGAAUGCUGUCCAACAAGUCCACGGCGACCACGGUGCUGUUGAGUCCCGGCUACCUUCAGAGCCCUUGCCAGUGCAGUCAGUCGAUAAAGAGCGUUAGUGAGGUGGCGCUAGCGAUGCCAGCCGCUCCCGGCUGGGGCGAGGAGGCCCCGGGCCACGCGUCCGACGGGCUCUCGUGGCGGCGCCUGCACAUGUCCCGGGCGAAGCUCAAGGCCACCGCCACCACUUCGGAACUAUUGUCCGGUUUCGCUAUGGUGGCCAUGGUGGAGUUGCAGAUAAACGAGCCUACUAACGUGCCCGAGUGGUUGUUCGUGAUGUUCGCGGUGUGCACCACUGUGCUAGUGGCGGUUCACAUAUUCGCCCUGAUGAUCUCCACCUACCUGCUGCCGAACAUCGACGCGGUGAGCAAGAUGGAGACGCCGGGCGGACCCACCAGAGCCCUGAGGGACUCCCCCCACGAGCGGAUGAGGGGAUUCAUCGAGCUGGCGUGGGCCUUCAGCACGGUCUUAGGUCUGUUUCUGUUCCUGGUGGAAAUCGCUAUCCUGUGCUGGGUUAAGUUCUGGGACUAUUCGUUCGCCGCAGCCACGGCGGCCACCGUCAUAGUCAUACCAGUGCUCGUAGUGUUCGUUGCGUUCGCGAUCCACUUCUACCAUUCCCUGGUUGUGCAAAAGUGCGAGACUUCUGUGCAGGACAUCGAGCAGCUGGAGAAUAUGAAGCGAGACCUUGACACGGCCACUGUCAAGGUCAACAUGUUU
Messenger RNA from Iphiclides podalirius (scarce swallowtail), 1134 nucleotides. NCBI's taxonomy places the organism in Eukaryota, Metazoa, Arthropoda, Insecta, Lepidoptera, Papilionidae. The record is from the annotation of a GenBank genome assembly.